This is a messenger RNA of Bombyx mori (domestic silkworm), 5336 nucleotides long. RefSeq names its product BTB/POZ domain-containing protein 9 (gene BTBD9). Gene Ontology annotation, biological process: adult locomotory behavior; circadian behavior; modulation of chemical synaptic transmission. Gene Ontology annotation, cellular component: cytoplasm. NCBI's taxonomy places the organism in Eukaryota, Metazoa, Arthropoda, Insecta, Lepidoptera, Bombycidae. The coding region runs from base 298 to 2259 and encodes 653 amino acids. The transcript has 14 exons. Gene Ontology annotation, molecular function: protein binding. The record is from RefSeq and is a predicted model, not a curated record.
AUAGAUUAUACACUUAAUAUAACAUAGUUAUUUAAUGGUCUGAAACACAUUUCACAAUAAAUAGACGGUAGAUUUUUCUAACUGACUGAAGAUUUCUUAAAGCUUAUUAUUAAUAACACGAUAAAUACUUAUUGUUUUACCAAGUUAAAUGUGGAUUUUAUUUCAACGAAGAGAAGUCUGAACGUAUACAUUAAAAAAUUACGGUAUUUUUUCCCAUGAUAAGUCGUGUCAUUGUACAAUCUUUGUUAGAAUAUAAAUCCUGUCGUAUUUUUGGAAGCAGUACGUGUGUGAUGAACCAUGAGCAGCCAACAUCAGUAUAUGUCGGUGAAUAAUGCUCCUAAUGCCAGGGUUGGUGACAUCGAGCACAUUAGUCACCUUUCAGAGCACAUUGGCUCGCUAUGCCUCUCAUCAGAGUAUUCCGACGUAACCCUCAUCGUGGAAGGUCAAAGGAUACCGGCCCACAAAGUCAUUCUGGCAGCUAGCAGUGAUUACUUCAGAGCUCUGCUUUAUGGAGGCAUGAGGGAGGCAAAUCAGGCCGAAGUUGAACUGCAGGCGCCGCUGCAAGCAUUCAAGGCUCUGCUCCGAUAUGUUUAUUCAGGCCACUUCCCAGGUCACAUGGGCCUCUCCAUGCUGAGAGAGGACACGGUGCUGGACAUGCUCGGGCUGGCCCAUCAGUUCAAUUUCCAAGAGCUGGAGGCGGCCAUAUCUGAUUACCUGCGGCAGGUGCUGGCCUUGAGGAACGUCUGCUCCGUGCUCGACGCCGCGAGGCUGUACGGGCUCGACGCGCUGAUGGACUACUGCUAUAACUUUUUGGACAAGAACGCGUCAGAAGUGUUGGAGCACGAGACAUUCCUUCAGCUGUCCGUUGAAGCGUUACAAGGUCUGCUGGAACGCGACUCGUUCUUCGCACGCGAGGUGGACAUCUUCAAGGCGGUGUGCAACUGGUUCAACGCAAACCAGUCGUGGGUGAAGUCGGAGGCCGGCCAGCCACAGGUCGAAAAGAUCCUCAAGUGCGUCCGCCUGACCCUGAUGAGCCUGGAGGAGCUGCUGACGGUGGUCCGGCCGUUCUCGUUGGUCACUCCGGACAUGCUGCUCGACGCCAUACAGGAGAAGACUCAGACCAAGAGCACCGAUCUGCCGCACCGCGGGUUGCUGCUGCCGGAGGAGAACGUGGCGACGGCGAAGCGCGGCGCGCGCGUGCUGGCGGGCGACAUGCGCGCCGCGCUGCUGGACGGCGACACGGAGGGCUACGACAUGGAGCGCGGCUACACGCGACACGCCAUCUGCGACGCCGGCGACGCAGAGCCGCGCGGCAUCGUCGUGCGUCUGCACACCACGCUCAUCAUCAACCAUCUGCGCCUGCUGCUCUGGGACCGCGACAACAGGUCGUACGCGUACUACAUCGAGGUGUCGUUGGAUCAGAAGGACUGGGUCCGAGUGAUCGACCACAGUAACUACUUCUGCCGCUCGUGGCAGAACCUGUACUUCGAGCCCAGAGUCGUCCAGUACAUCAAGAUCGUCGGGACCAGCAACACCGUCAACAAGGUGUUCCACGCGGUGGCGCUGGAGGCCAUGCACACGGCGCGCGUGCCUCCCCUGUGUAACGGGCUCGUCAAGCCGACACACAACGUGGCCACCGUCGAGCACUCCGCUGUCGUCAUCGAAGGGAUCAGCCGCUCCCGCAACGUGCUGCUGAACGGCGACAUCGAGCACUACGACUGGGAGCAGGGCUACACGUGCCACCAGCUCGGCUCCGGCGCCAUCGUGGUGCAGCUGGCGCAGCCCUACAUCCUCUCGUCCAUCCGCCUCCUGCUGUGGGACUGCGACUACCGGCACUACUCGUACUACGUCGAGACCUCCCUCAACUACUGGGACUGGGAGACGGUCUGCGAUAGGACCAGGGACGCCUGUAGAUCCUGGCAGGUCAUAUACUUCACGCCGAGGCCGGUCUCCAUCAUCAGGAUCGUCGGCACCAAUAACUCCGUUAAUGAGGUGUUCCACCUGGUGCACCUGGAGUGUCCGGCGCAGGUGGAGGAGCCGCGCGACGACCCCGCCGCCAAGAAGCAGCGGCCCGCGCACGACAACCGCCUCAACCCCGCGCCGCCCGCAGAAUCUGUUGAUCCCCAGCUGCCUCCGCCUCCCCCCGCUUCGGCCCUGACCCCCAGCCCCGCCUCGGAGCCCCCCGAGGGGGAGCGCCGCGCGAGGUCGUUGCCCCCGGCAGAGACGGCCACCGAAGCAGAAGAACGGUACGAAGACUGAAACGCAGAUCCGAACGAUCAAUUACCAACCGAGCGGUCGUUAGUAUAAAGUCGAAUUUAAGUUUUAGAUAGGCCUAGGUAAUGUGCACUGCUUGACUAGGUCGGCAUCUGUGUGCUUAGUGCGAAUUUUUUAACGUUCUCGAUAGCGUAAAAGUUAAGCCAUUUUUGUAUGCAGUUGGAACAGCGCCCCUAACGACAAACGUAGGCAAACGAUCCCAUUCCAUACAAAUAUGAGCACACUGAUGCCAACCUAGGAAGUGUUUUCGGGCAACGGAACAAAUUCAAUAAAUCUUCGAACCUGCAUUAAAACUGAAACAUUGUUAAUGAAAUUAAGGAUUAAGUAGUUUGGAAGUUUUGAAACGGUCUUGUGAAUAAAGUACCUCAAAGAUUACCAUAGAUUGUUUUGUAUAACGUUUUGUUUGUUUGUCUCUUAACAAAAUCCCCAAAGAAACGGAAAUGUAGUUUCUUUUCACACCGGAGAUUCAAAAGUCUUGAAACUGUGAAUCUUAGUAAUCUUUUUAGGGAAUCCUACGAUUUUAUAAACCAUUUAGCAUAAUCCAAAAAUAAUCAAUAAUAUUCCAUCCUCUUUUCACGAAAAUAAUAUAUAAAGUUGUUUUAUUAACAUAUGAUACAGAUGUCUUUUAUAUUGAAUUAAAUCAACAGAAGAUUGCAUCGUAAAAGUGGCUUUAAUAAUCUUAGUAGUUUUUACACACAAGCAAUUUAAAAUGCAUAUCUUUAACUUUGGUUCCAUUGUUGUGCCAUGUACAAAACUAACGUUAUAAUAUCAUGUUGCUUACUAUUGUAAUGAUCAAUAAAUCGGGCCCCCAAAAUUUCAAUCGUGCCUAUGAUCUAUAAUAAUCUAAUGAUAUUUGUUAGGUCAAAAUAUACUGCUGUAUUUUUAAGGUUAAAUUCUGUAUUGCCAGCAUUCAUUCACCUAACCAUGCUAUUCAAUGUGACAUCGAUAGUUAUUUAGUUUCUAAGAGCUAUUUUUUCUAGUCUUUGCUACUGGUGUUGCAAGCUUUUGUCUCUUGAACAUCUGUAUUAUUCACUAAGUGACCAUAGACAUAUUUUUAUCACGUAAGGUUUUAUAUUUUUCCACAUUACACUAAUAUAUUUACUUAAUUAAUAAUUUAAUUAAGUGAGAUUAGCAUAAAUUGUUAUUACCUGUGGAUAACAAGUGAUUUUUACGUCACAAGGUACGUCAAAUCCAACGAUUACGUAGUAUAAUGUUUUUUUUAUUAUUGUAUAUCUUACAACGAAAUACCUGUAGUUUCAUAUUUUUAAUAAAGUUUAAUGUUGUUUGCAUUAUUAUGGAUUUAAGAAUAUUUUACCGUUUUAAAAUUUGAUAUUUCCACCGAGUCCUUACAGAGAAAUGCCCUAGCCGAAGAUGAUAAAGAAAUUUUUUUAUAAUCUCGUUAAAAGUGUUCAUUUUUUAGAAUUUGCGUUACUAAUCGAAUAACGAAAAUUACACGAAUAUUAUUGUAUAUUCCAAAAGCAUAUAAUUGUUGAAUCACAUAAACGCGAAAUUUAAUAAUAGAAAUAAAGUGAUACAAAUUCUAUAACUAAGUGUCAUUGCGGUUCGAAGUAUACGAUUGGGUAGCUGUUAAGAAAAGUUAUUUUUUUAAAUAAUUUUAUACAGUGGACAUUACAUUAAAACAAAUUACAACAUGUUAUACAAGGUGAGGAGAGAUUUAAAAUGGAUCAAGUAAUCAUGUACGCUUAGAGAUGUCUGUAAAUGUCUAUCUGAAAAUUAAAAAGUUUCUCACUUUGAUAACUUCAAUUCAAAAUGUAGGUAAAAUUCACACGCUUCAAUUAAAUUUAGCUAGAAUGCGCUUUUCUGUAACACUCGUUUAUGUUCAAGUUUAUUGUUCAUUAUUAUUUAAUUAAAUAUUGGAAAGGGUGAUUUAUCGAUUGGUCUAAAUGUUGCAGUGUUUAAAAAUCAGUUUCAAACACACAAUAUGUAUUCAAACGAAAAUUGUACUUAAUUUUGGAAUAUAUUUAUGUAAUUAGAAUCUAACAUUGAGCAAUCCUGUCGGCAUGCGAUAGCUCAAGUUCGACACCGUGGUAGUUUGCCAAUGACAGCACAAGAGCGCAUUAUGCGGCAUAAUGCUCAACGUUGAAUGUUCCAACUACAGCAACGCUUCGCACAAUCGAGCACUCUCAAAAGCACUGCUCUCGCGUGAGACUCGCAAUCGAUACAGACUCAGUGACAGAAAAUUGACAAGUGUUUUUUCUUUAAGUUGGCAUUGAUCGAAAUUUUGUUUAUAUUAUCGUUAGUAAUAUUAUUUAAUGUUGAAAAAAAUUGUAAGGCUUUCGUUUCGUCGUAGUUUCUUAGAAAUAAUUAAUGUUAAUUAAAACUGUGCUAACUUAGCGCACUCUGCUGAUGCAUUUGAAAACUAAUUCACGUUCCAAUUAAGCUUCAGCAUAAUUCGGCAUUGUGCGUCACUGAGUCGCAUUAUGCUCUGUAAUUGGAAAACUACCCGAGUAUGCACUGGCAAGCUAUUAGUGAAGUCAUCAGAAAAGUCAAUUAAAACAAGUUUUUAGACCAUCAGAUUUUAAAACGUUUGCAUCUCUAUCGUUGUAAUUAUUAGGUACAGUAAAAAAAAUAAAAGCAGCUUUUCACAUUUUGCAUUGUGUCAUAAGUAUUAUUAAGCAGGGCCGUGAUGUAAAUAUCAAUCAAAUCAAUAAGUAAGACAUUCCUUUAACUAUCUUAAUUUUGUUUAUAUAUUCAGUUGUAUAUGUGGACAGUUAAGCAGAUUUUUAUUUUAAUAUCAUGUUGACUUAAUCAGGAAUGAUUUGUUACAAAUUUCUUUAUUAAAACUUCAAACAAAUGUUUUCUUAUUUCAAUAGAAUAUUUAAUAUGGGACAGCAAGUAAUUGUCCUAUUUCAGAACACUGCAACAUUUAACAAAAAGUUUGAAAAAUAUCCUAGGUACAGGUAAUCAAUCGCCCUUAAGUUACUGUGAUAAAAUUAAAGGAACAAGCAAAUUCCUUGUCCAUUGGUGAUGUAAAAUAUAGAUUAGAAAGACAAACAUGUAGACAUUAAUCAUAAUAAAAAUAUUUUACAAAAGUAUGAAAA